This is a messenger RNA of Didymodactylos carnosus, 738 nucleotides long. NCBI's taxonomy places the organism in Eukaryota, Metazoa, Rotifera, Eurotatoria, Philodinida, Philodinidae. The record is from the annotation of a GenBank genome assembly.
AUGACCGGCUAUUAUACAUUUCAAACAGCAUUAGAUAAUGUAUUAAAACGAGCUAAACUUGAUAUUGAACAAAUAAAUGUGGUACGAUUACGUAUUGCAUAUCAUAAUCUAUAUCCUGAAAAACUGUUAACUAAUUUAAUUAAUAGUGGAAAUUAUGGUUUACAAACACAAGCUAUUAGUGAUUAUCAGAGAACAAUACAACGGUAUCAACGUGAAAUUGAUGAUCUGAAAAAAAUGAUGAUUGAACAUGAAGAGAUAAUAACUGAACAAAGGAAAAUAAUUACUGAAUAUCAGGCAACUAUGGAUCAACAGCAAUCAACUAUAGAUAUGCAUAAAGCAACCGUUGUUGAACAUCAAUCAACCAUCGCUCAACAAUAUCAAACUAUCGAUCAAUAUCAACAUAUGAUCGAUGAACUUCGAGACAUAAUAUCUGAGCACGAAAAAAUCAUCGGUCAACAUGAAGCAACUAUCGUUGAACACCAAGACACAAUAGUCAAAUACGAAGAAACCAUUGGUGAAAAUGAAGCAAUAAUAGCGGAACAAGCCCGAAGUAUUGAUGAACAACAAAAAUUGAUUGUUCUGGGUGAUAAUGACAGAGAUGCUCUUCAAGAACAAUAUGGUUUGCUGAAACAAGAAAAUGAAUCAAUGAAAGUUGAAAACGAUGUUUUAAUGAAGAAGUCCAUAUCUAUGGAUAACUGUAUGAAAACAAUACAAGAAGCGAUGAACGGUAUAGACUAA